Penicillium verrucosum is the source of this 204-nucleotide messenger RNA. RefSeq lists its product as uncharacterized. The record is from RefSeq and is a predicted model, not a curated record. NCBI's taxonomy places the organism in Eukaryota, Fungi, Ascomycota, Eurotiomycetes, Eurotiales, Aspergillaceae. The transcript has a single exon. Bases 1 to 204 code for a protein of 67 amino acids.
AUGGAAAAUCCAAAAUCCAACGAACCCCUCGCCCUCCUCUGGGCUUAUGAACUCAACCGGGAGAACAAACAGUUGUUCAAGGGACUCAAAAAGGUGAAUCGACAUCUCGAUGCCUCUCAUUCAACCACAUCAGCUGGCUGUGUCAACCAUCCACAUCAAAGCAAUGGGAAAUUGAACCAACAACCGAAAACUCAAGGUUGUUAG